This is a messenger RNA of Silurus meridionalis, 4639 nucleotides long. RefSeq names its product wingless-type MMTV integration site family, member 9A (gene wnt9a). NCBI's taxonomy places the organism in Eukaryota, Metazoa, Chordata, Actinopteri, Siluriformes, Siluridae. The transcript has 4 exons. Gene Ontology annotation, biological process: multicellular organism development; neuron differentiation; cell fate commitment. The record is from RefSeq and is a predicted model, not a curated record. Gene Ontology annotation, molecular function: cytokine activity; frizzled binding. Bases 60 to 1139 code for a protein of 359 amino acids. Gene Ontology annotation, cellular component: extracellular region.
CAGCAGCAGGAGCAGGAGCUCAGACCGAGCGCAAUGGUCUGCUGCAGAGACGCUGCAAAAUGCCGGAUGGACGAGUUGCCGUGUGGAGCACUCUCACUCUCAUAGCGGCGCUGUGCAGCCUCCCACCCCCGUCCCACGCCUACUUCGGGCUGACGGGGAAUGAGCCCCUCUCCAUCCUGCCCAUGAGCUUCCAGCCCGAAGACGGACCAGCCAGGGCCCACUAUAAACUCUGCGACCGGCUCAAACUGGAGAAGAAGCAGCGCAGGAUGUGCAGAAGAGACCCAGGUGUAGCCGAGACUCUCAUGGAGGCCAUCAGCCUCAGUGCACUCGAGUGCCAGUACCAGUUCCGCUUCGAGAGAUGGAACUGCACCUUAGAGGGGCGAUACAGAGCAAAUAUAUUAAAAAGAGGUUUUAAAGAGACAGCGUUUCUCUACGCAAUCUCCUCGGCUGGUUUGACCCAUGCCAUGGCGAAAGCGUGCAGCGCAGGACGGAUGGAACGCUGCACCUGUGACGAGGCUCCUGACCUGGAGAACCGAAAGGCCUGGCAGUGGGGGGGCUGCGGGGACAACCUCAAAUACAGCAACAAGUUCGUCAAGGACUUCUUGGGCAAGCGUUCCAACAAGGACCUGCGCGCCCGCGUCGACAUGCACAACAGCCACGUUGGAAUGAAGGUGAUCAAGGUGGGCGUGGAUACGACGUGUAAGUGCCACGGCGUGUCCGGCUCGUGCACGGUGCAGACGUGUUGGCGUCAGCUGGCGCCGUUCCACAAAAUCGGCAUGGUGCUAAAGCAACGCUACGAGACGGCGCUGAAGGUUGCCAGCGCCACUAACCAGGCGAAAGGCGAGGGCCAGCUGCCCAACGCGCCCCCUCGUGCCCGAGCCGAGCCUUUCUCACGCACCUCUGACCUGCUGCACAUCGAGGACUCGCCCAACUUCUGCCAGGCCAGCGUGUACUCGGCGGGGACGGCGGCACGGAAAUGCCACAAGGACAAGAACUGCGACGCUAUUUGCUGUGGGCGUGGCCAUAACACGCAGAGUCGUGUGCUGACCCGGCCGUGCCAAUGCCAGGUGCGCUGGUGCUGCUACGUGGAGUGUAAGCAGUGCACGCAGAAAGAGGAAGUCUACACAUGCAAGGGGUAAAAAAAACACACACCCCAUCAACAUUGCCAUCAUCACCAACACCAAGGACAACGAGGGUUUCUGAGCCUGACUGGAAAAGUGAUGCACGGACUUCGAACAGGACGCUUUGGGACCAAAAAAAGUUUCUCUUUCUCCGAACAGAGGGAUUUUAACUUUUUUUUGGAGAAAAUAAUUAGCAGGGACUUUUUUUUGUUUUUUCUUCGACGCUCCGGAAACCUUCAGAAAAUGAAUCAGGAGAGAAAAGGUGGUCCACGAUCUCAUACUUCAUGAGACCAUAUACAAGCGUUUGUGUGUGUGUGUGUGCGUGUGUGUGUGCGUGUGUGUGUGUGUGUGUGUGUGUGUGUUUGCAUGCUAGCAUUAUUAAACCAGAAAAAAAAUCAGGACAGGGGUUGAUUGAGAAGCACAUACCUUCUUUACCCACACUACAGUGUGUAUAUGCAGCAUGUAAAUAGGAUCAAUUGUAUUAUAAUUAUUUUAUAUAGAAAUAUCUACAGAUGUAUAUUCACACCACUUAUCAACAUGUAAAGAAAAAAAAAUCUUUUUUUUUUGUUUAUAACCACUAAGCACAGCCGUGUGCUCUUUACUUCAGAGUUUCAUAUAGUUUUAUUUUUAUUUUUGACAAGGCCCUUGCAGAAACAUGGCGCAAAAAUCCCCAGAUCGUAUUUUCUUCUUCGUUUAUCUACGCUAUCGACGUCCACGGAAAUGGAAAGUCUUCCUUAUGCUAGUCACCGGAUCGCACUGUUAACACAGUGAGGCUACACACACCUUCACCUCCGCUGUCCUUUUCCUACAUUUUUCUCUCUGAACGGAACGUGGAACAGUCGCUGCCGCGGUUUAACCCGAGGCUAUAAAGCCGCUUUGAGUGUCCUACUGCCUCACGUGACCUACGUCAUAGUUUUACAUGAAGCUGAAGAAAACACCGCAUUUUGGGGACGUGGUCUCAGGACGGUUUAGCAGAAGGAUUAUGUUUGGUGUAAGACGAUACCGUGGACUUUUAUCAUUUGUCCGAAUAAAAUACAUUUUUUAUUCAUAUUAUUCAGGGAAUUGAGUAAAAAACCACUAAUCACACCAUCCAUCGAGUCCGUAUAGAGACUGCGUCCGGAACGCUAGCAAACAUGGGCGUUCAUUUACCAUAUACUCUAAUGCUAACAAACAAGGGUGUUUUAGCAAGCUAGCAACGAGACUUUCAGAUGCAUCAUUCACCUGAAUGUGAACUGAAUGAAGUACGCGCAAGGCUUUAAAAAUGCUGAUUGUAACAAGGAGACUAGCAUUUAGGAUGAAGCAUUUAGGAAGAAGGCUACCAUUUGGGACGUAGCCCUUGUCGUUAGCAUGGGAAAAAUUCUUUCCAAACAAGAAACAUCUGUAAUUGAGAUGUGAUGAAAUAACUCUAGCCAACUAACCAGCACUAGCGGACGUGCUGUAAUACAAACUGAUCCCAAAUGUUUUGAAGGUUAGCAUUUUGAAAACACACACACACACACACACACACACACACACACACACAAUCAGAAAUGCGUUAUACAGACCUGCCGGUGACGAACUUAACAUGUUCGUAAAUAAAUAUAUCAGAUUUUUACUUGUUUUUUUAUAUUUUCAGUACAAUUGAACUACUGAAUAAAAGCCCCCAGUUUAGCGAGACAGCACAGUUAGCGCACUGAAGCUAUCACAGUAUUUAAGGACUUAAUGUGUAUUUAUAAACAUAUAUCCAGAUAAAUAAAGUUGUAAAUAGUUUUAUGGUUAUGUUCCUGUGGUGUAAAGACGAGAGUGAGGGGCAAUGGGAUGAUGAUUGAGAGCAAGGGGUGAGGGAUGAGUGCAAGGGGUGUUGAGAGGCUGGGGGGGAGAGGCAAGAGCAAGGCACAGGGGGUGAGGGCGAGGGUAGGGGUAAGAGGAAUGGGCAGGGGGCAAGCGUGAGACACAAGAGGUGAGGGGCGACGAACAUGCACAGAGACUCCACUGCUAAAAGUAAGAAAUCGCUAAUAACAACAACGUGGCUAUGCUAGUGUGGCUAAUGUGUGUUAGCCAUAUUAUUUAGCUAAAAAUAAAUUUAUUUUUGUUUAUUUUGCUAGCACGAGUUACCGAGCGCACACUCUUUCUUUCUGUUUUCUUUUCUUUCUAUCGCUUACUAUAUGUUCCUGUAUUAACUAAUAUGCUAGUUCACAGUUGCACGGUUUCAAAUAUUAGCUUAGCAUUUUUCAAUCGUUUGAGAUUCAUUAGCAAACUUGAACUUGGUUAUUGAGUAAAAGUGCUACAAUAGCAUAGCAAUAACUUUGAGUUUGCUUAUGAAUCUUUUUAGAUUAGAUUCCAAACGGGGAAAAAAUGACUCUUUUUGUUUUGACUGUUUUGUGUGUGUGUGUGUGUGUGUGUGUCACAUCAUUUUUGAACCGAAUUCCAGACUGUUUUUGCGAGGAGGACGCAUGCUAAUUAAACCCAACCUCGCACGCUACAUGCAAACCAUAAUGGCAACGCUGAGGACAUCGGUGUGCGUUCCUUUAAACCACAGCUGCACAAAACACACGUUAGCGUUUGCUAAACAUCCUCAUACGCGCACACACACACACACACACACAAACAUUGAAAAAGUAAAAAUGACUAAUGUUGCUAAUGAUCACAGCAGCUAGCACUUUCCCACCAGGAUACAGCAGCAGUCGCGUUUCAGUUUCUCACGCACGCGUGAUUAGCAUGACACUAACCUUGUCUUUCGUAUUUUAUUAUUAUUUUUUUAAUCUGUAAAGAAACUCUAUAUUGUAGGGACAAACUUUUAGACGAAUGAUAAAUUAUUUGUUGGAAAUGUUUAUGAGCGCGUGUACAUUUUGUACAGAUGAAGAUUUUUGUAUCGUGUCUUUUUGUACCUUUUAAUGGAUUUUUUUUUGGUGGGUUUUUUCAGAUUUUUUGGGGGAAGCUGUGUGUGUGUGUGUGUGUGUGUGUGUGUGUGUGUGUGUGUGUGUGUGUGUUUUAAAUCACAGUGUAACUGUUAGAUCAGCAUGAUGCCAUUAAAGAAUGAUAACUGUGCUGUGAACGGUAAUUGGACCCCUUUAGUGCACGUCAUCACUACGGGGGACGUAAAAACAUUCUCCCCAGGGAGGGAGUUCAACAUGUAGCAUUAAUGUUAAGAUCUGUCCAUUAGAUCUUUUUCAAGAUUUGUCUCAUUGAUUUAUACCCUAGAUCUUGUUCCAAAAUGUGUCCCCUAGAUCUGUCUCCCAGCUCCAAGGGGUCCAGUCACUGUGCUCGUUCUCUCAGUUUGUGUUCAGUGAUAAGUGCAAUGCCACAGCUUUGUUUUCCCCGUUUAACAUUUUCCUCUCUGGGGCAGUGGUGUGUUUCACUAUCCACUAUCUGUCGUGUCUUAUUAUGGGAUGCUCAGAUGAUUUCCCUCUACCUCAUGUGUAUAGCCUGUAGGUAUAAACUGAUCGUGCGUGACUGGUAAGAAUGUAUUUAAGUUAUUUAACUUCUUUGUAUAACAAAGGCAAGAAAAUCUAAAAAAUAUUAAAUGGAUUUUUAAAGAA